UUAAAUACCGGCUGGAGCGUCAAGACCGCAGUUCUCGGAUAUAGCCACAAAGUUCCUCAAGUUUCCCCUUUGGCUGCAGAAGAACAAGAGGCCAUUGUUCAAGUUAUACAAAGAGCGGAACAGUUGGAUAUUUCGGAACAACACAGGGUCGGAAAAUUGGUAGAAAAAUUGGAAAACAUGAGGAGAAAUGCACUGGGAAAAAAUGCUUCACAAUGCCUAUUAUGCGGUGACGGAUUUGGUUUACUUGGUGCACAAAAAAUAGUUUGUAUGGAUUGCAAAAGACUGGCAUGUACAAAAUGUUCCAUAGAUACUCUAGCUGGUAAGGGUCCAAGACACGUUUAUCAAACGCAGCCUAAGAGAUCGCCCAUUUUAGUAAAUCUUCUGUAUAUGACAAAAAGAGGAAAAUUGAGAAUUAAAAAAGUGCUUCUUUCUAGCAGCACCACAAGAGAAGAACAUUGGCUGUGUAUGAUUUGCGCUGAAACCAGGGAGAUGUGGAAGAAAUCCGGCGCCUGGUUUUAUAAAAGCAUUCCGAAAUAUAUUCUUCCUGUAGAAAAUUCUAGGUUUAUGAGAAGUAAAAGUGUUAGAGCUUCCAGAAGAUAUAAGGACGAUGAUAGCAGUUCCGAUGACGAGAGGAAAAUUUGGGGAAGGCGGAAGAGAACUAAUUCUAGUACAGAGAGUGCUCUAGAUGCGUUGGAACAAGACCAACAAAUAUAUCACAAUAACGUUAGCAGUUAUAUAUACAGGCAAACUAGUUCCAGUGAAUCACAGAUGUCUCGAGAAAUAGAAUCAUUGAAGACUCAAGUGAGUUCCAUGACUUUGAACGAAACCAAGAGUUGGGAAGAACCUAGCUCAGAAGGAAGGGUUACAAAUUUUGAUAGUCUUGAAGCGUCUCGUCGAGAUUCCAUGGCUGCAAGGUCAUUAUCGGAUUGGAACUGGUCCGAUUUUAGAACCGACGAAAAAGUAUCACCGAGUACAUCUAGUAUCAACAGCAGUAUUUUUAGGACCUACACCGACGAAAAAUCAGCCGAUACGUCCAUGGGAAUAAUCGAAUUGUCACUCACCUACGACCAAGAGACCAGUACCCUUUACUGUACCGUCUAUAGAGCCAAAAAUCUAAUAACAAUGGAUAUGGCCGGACUGUCAGACCCUUUUUGUAAAUUAAACAUAUUACCAAACGCGAAAAUGUCUACCAGACUGAGAACCAAAACAGUUCAUAAAACCAGAAAUCCUGAGUUCAACGAAAACCUAACUUUCUAUGAUAUCAGUGAGAGUGAUUUGAUGAAAAAGUGUUUGCAUAUUUUGGUGGUUGAUGACGAUAAAUAUGGCCAUGACUAUAUGGGGGAAACAAGAAUUAAACUAGCGAAGCUAAAAUAUCAGUCUACUAUUUACUUGACAGUUCCUUUGGAAAACCUUCGUCCAGAACAGAAAGGACCAGCCCCAUCUACAGAACUAACUGAAUGGUUCGACGAUCUUUGGUCCAGAGGUCAAAUUUUACUAGGUCUUUGCUACAAUACCAAAAAACGUGCGCUAGUAGUUACAGUGGCCAGAUGCGUUAAUCUGCUACCCAUGGACAACAACGGACUGUCUGAUCCAUUUGUGAAGUUACAACUUAAACCCGAUCCCAAUCAUAAGAAACAUAAAACUUCUAUAAAAUGGAAAAACUUGAAUCCAGUUUUCAAUGAAGAAUUCGCGUUUGAAACCAGACCCACCGAACUUAGUACACAAAGUUUAUACAUCACAGUGUACGACAAGGAUUACGGAAAAAGCAACGACUACUUGGGAGGUCUAAUUUUAGGGGGAACGGGAUCCAAAGGUCUGAGAUUAAAGCACUGGAUGGAUAUGAUUAGGUAUCCGGAUCACAGACACGAGCAAUGGCAUAAUUUAACUGAAGAUGUUUUAGAGUAA
Molecule: messenger RNA, 1905 nt
Organism: Diabrotica balteata
Lineage: Eukaryota; Metazoa; Arthropoda; Insecta; Coleoptera; Chrysomelidae
Source: the annotation of a GenBank genome assembly